Didymodactylos carnosus is the source of this 3990-nucleotide messenger RNA. Lineage: Eukaryota; Metazoa; Rotifera; Eurotatoria; Philodinida; Philodinidae. The record is from the annotation of a GenBank genome assembly.
AUGAAAGUGGUCUCCGCAUGCUUUCUCGUAUUUCGCAGCGGCAGAGUACGAAAACUGAUGUUGCUGUUAUACAAGAAAAAAAUUGGUGGCUAUUUAUUUGAUGGAUUUACGCGUCGAUCGUGGAGUAUUGAGUCUGGUGAUAAAAACGACUUUUUCAAUUCACAGUUGUUUCCAGUAUUCUAUUUACGAAUGUUCACUUGUAUUGUCCUAUGUGGUGCAGCAAAUGGUCACGUAUACUUACCUGAAGAAGCACGUGACGAACGAAACGAAGGAUUGUGGGAGAUAUUAUCGAACAUGAGUCCGGCUCAUACAAUAGAUUACAACCAGUUUCAAAUCGAUGGUCGAUCUCAACCGUUUGAAAUUGAAAUUAUUGAUAGCGUUAAUGAUUAUGUCGAGUUGAUGAAAUCCAUAUUUGAUUUUGAUAUUCUCAAAAGUUUACUCAAUGAUGAAAAACAACAUUUUAAAAUCAUAAUUAAUGCUGUUAAUGGAGUCAUGGGACCUAGCACAGUGAAAAAUUGCAAACCGUUAGAAGAUUUUGGUAGUUCUCAUCCCGAUCCAAACUUGACAUACGCCCCCGAAUUAGUUGAAGAUAUACAACAUGGUGAUUAUGAUUUUGGAGCGGCAUUUGACGGAGAUGACGAUCGUAAUAUGAUAUUGGGAAAAAAAUUUUCUUUUGUAACUCCAUGCGAUUCAUUAGCUUUACUGGCUGCUAAUCUGAAUGUCAUACCAUAUUUUCGAACACAUGGCGUCAGCGGUUAUGCAAGGUCAAUGCCAACGUCCGGAAUAGUAGACAGGUCAAUGCCAACGUCCGGAACAUCUACGUCCGAUCUACGUUUGGUGACGCACUUGUUAAUGGCGUCAUUUAUCAUUGGACUAGUGAUUGUAUGUACAAUCGUUUUCCGAUAUCGACGUCGAAGACUCUUGGUAAUUUUGUUAACGGGUCUUUUCGUAUGCUUGUUAGCUGCGACGCAGUUAACGAUAGAUAUUUUCAUUCGACUCGUUAAAAACAUUUUUUUUUAAGAUGUUUUAAUGUUUUUUUGUGUGAAAGAAUUUGAAUAAAUGUCAGCAUAAAUAAUUUUGUUAUUUGGCCACUUUAUGUUCGUUUACUUUAAAGGAAAUGGAUACGAGAGACUGGUUAACGUCGUCCGACCUAGUAUGAAUUCUAAUGCUUCAAGCGUUAGAAUUCUAUUAGCGUGGUGCUAGAUCCUCCACUGGUAUCAUCGGAUUCGAUGAUGGUACAGUGGGUAAUUGUCUUGAAUCUGGAAAUAUUUAAAAAGUAUAUUGAUAAGUUUUGUUCCUAAUAGUUAAACAUUUCUCGAUAAAGAAAUGUAAAAUUAAGAGUAAAAAGAGAACAAAAAUUGGAUUACCUUGGCUUACACCGUUAGAAGAAACUAGAGAACGUUUUUCUGAGAGAUAUUGGGUACUGGUCUUGUGAUUUCUGUGAAGAUAGUAAUAGCUGAUGAGAAUGAUACUGUUUAUAUUGUUUUGACUCUUUUGUGAGUAUGAAUGAAUGUAAUGUGAACGAAUAUUUCCCUAAUAUGUAUGUUUGUUGUGGUUUGUUGCUAUAUUAAAAAACAAUGUUUGUUAUAUGGAAAGAGAAAUUUGAUAGUCAACCCAAAAAUUAAGAAAAACUUACAUAAGAUGAUUAAAAAGCUCAAAAAUCGUGUACUAUUAACAAUCGAUGAUGAUUAACGUUCUCUUUUUUUUGGUUGAAAUAAAUGACAAUGAUGAAGAUUUUACAUACAAUUUAUUUUUUGUUCUUCUUUCACCUAUGAUUGACCUCUAAACUGAUAUAUCCUGAUAUAAAGAGAAAAAGAGAAGAGAAAAGCAGAAAAAUUUAAUUUUUCUCAAUUUAUGCUCAUGGCAAAUAUUUAUUAAUUUUUUACAACAGAAAAUUUACCUUUUUUUUGUCAAAAAUUACGCACUCGACAUGAAAGACAGUGAACUAAUGUGGUAAUAGCUGGACGGGCGACUUUGAUCUGACGAGCAACAGUUUUUAGUUUGAGACCACCAUCGCAGUCUAAUCUUCGUUAAUUUUUUUGUAAAUGCAAAAAUGCGACAACAUUUGGUUUAUGCGCAAGAACCUCAUGUUUUUCCCUGAAGAACUCGAGGGUUUCUGCACAAGAAUUUCCCAUAUUUUCCUGAAGAAAGCGGGGUUUCUGCUCAACAAUUACGUGCUUUUUCGGAAAAGUAAACGGUGUGUCCUCUCAAAAACUUCAUGUUUUUGCCGCCAAAACCGGUGUCUAUGCAUAAUACAUUGAUGUUUUUUCGUGAAUAAACCGCUGUACCUGCACAAGAAUUACAUGUUUUUCCCUGAAAAAAUGAGUGUUUCUGCACACCAAUUUCAAUUCUUUUCCUGCAGUACUUGGUGUGUCUGUACAACAACCACCUGUUUGUUCCUGAAGAAACCGGUGUCCAUGCACAAUGACUGAUUGUGUUUUCCUGAACAGAUCGGUGUCUGUGCGCAAGAACUUCAUGUUAUUCCCUGAACAAAGCGGGGUUUCUGCACAACAACUUCAUGUUUUUACCGGAGAAACCGGGGUCUCUGCACAAAAACUUUCAGUCUUUUCCUGAAGUAACCGGGAUUUGUGCUCAAGAACUUCUUGUUUCUUCCGGAACAAGUCCGUGUCUCUGCACAAGAACGUCAAGCCUUUUCCUCAAUGAACCGGUGCCUCUGCACAGGAAAUUCACUUUUUCUCCUGGGGAACGAAGGCUUUCUGCACAAUAACUUCAUGUUUUUUCCGGGACAAAUCCGUGUCUCUGCACAAGAACUACUUUUAUUUCCCGGAAUAAACCGGUGCCUCUGCACAAGAAGUUAACGUUUUCUCCUGAAGCACUCGGUGUACUCGCACACGAACUUCACGUUUUGUCCUGGAGACAUCGGUGACUAUGAACAAGGACUUCAUUUAUUUUCCUGCAGACCUCGGUGUCUCCGCUCAAGAACUUCGAGUGUUUCCCCGAAGAAAUCGGUGUUCCUGCACAAGAAGCUCAAGUCUUUUCCUCAAGGAACCGGUGUUUGUGCAAAAGAACUUCAAGUCUUUUCCUGAAACCGGUGUCUGCGCACAAUGGUUUCAUUUUUUUGCUGGGGAAAGCGGGUUUUCGCAGAAUAACUUCAAGUUUUCGGUGUCUUUGCAGAAGAAUUACAUGUUGUUUCCGGAAGAAAUCGAUAUUUCUGCGCAAUAACUUGACGUUUUUUCCUGAUAAACUUGGUGUCUGUGCACAGAAGCUUGCUAGUUUUUCCGGAAGAAAUCGUUAUUACUGCGCAGGAACUUCAUGUCUUUUGCUGAAGAAAUCGGGGUUUCUGCACGGUAGCUAACUUUUUAAAAAAGAAGGACUUGAAGUUAUAGUGCAGAAACACAGAUUUCUUUGAUUUCAGAUAUCUUUUUAUAUUAUUAACUCGUCGUUGGAUGUAAUUCCCGUAGAUUCCCAUUGUAGAUACGUUUUUCUUUUAAGAACUUUUGAAAAACUGCGCGAAGUUUUGAUGCUUUUUGAGUCUCCCUUCCUUUUUGAUCAUUUAGAACCGAUUAAAUUGUUCUGAAAAUUGUAAAUUGUACCACGACUUUACAAUGAAAGAAGAAAUCGCCACUUCGAAACGAACUCAGAAGUGUUUGAAAAUGUUUGACGUGGCGCUGAAAUUAAAGAAAUAGUGCUAGAAAAUCCGAAAUACUGCCUGAUAUUUGAAAAGCAAGUAAGAUAAGUAAUGUCCCUCCUUACUUGUCCACAAGGCGUCUCGUAAAGAAUGCAAAAAGAUGAUAUUCGCCUACAGCACAAUUUCUUACCUACUUGAGGUUUUACCUUAAGACCGGACAUUUUUAAUGCUUUUCCUUCAAAAAGUUCAGCUUCUUCAAAUAUACGUUCAACAUCUUUUCUUAAAGUCAUACUCAUCUCAAAUAGUCUUUAAAAGCGGACAAUCUUAUUCGCCAAGCCUCGAUGUGAGUUUUUAAUAUUUUUUCUGGCAUCGGUGCGUAUACGCACCGACGGUAUUUUACA